Messenger RNA from Blastomyces gilchristii SLH14081, 540 nucleotides. RefSeq lists its product as uncharacterized. The transcript has 3 exons. Gene Ontology annotation, molecular function: NAD binding; metal ion binding; histidinol dehydrogenase activity. Lineage: Eukaryota; Fungi; Ascomycota; Eurotiomycetes; Onygenales; Ajellomycetaceae. The record is from RefSeq and is a predicted model, not a curated record. Gene Ontology annotation, biological process: L-histidine biosynthetic process. Bases 1 to 540 code for a protein of 179 amino acids. Gene Ontology annotation, cellular component: cytoplasm.
AUGUCUUUCAAGCUUUCAGAGGGCGACAUCGAAGCGGCCGUCGUAAAAGUCUCAGAGCAAACGAUUAAGGAUAUCAAGGAGGCUCAAGCCAACCAAAGGUUGCCGGAGUUAAUCAUGUUACUAUGUGUACACCGUACACCUCCUAUAAAUGGGAAGAUCCCUAAUGCCACCAUGGCUACAACGCAUCUAGUGGGUGCUAAUGAGAUAUUUAUUCUAGGGGGCGCUCAAGCAAUCGCUGGGAUGGCAGUGGGCACUGAGUCGAUUCGCAAAGUAGACUCUAUUGCCGAAGUCCCUGCUACCCACCUCCUUUCACAAGCUGAACAUGGUCCCGAUUCUCCCGCAGUGCUCAUCACGACGUCUGAAGAUUCUGCAAAGCAGGUGAUGACAUUAAUUGAUAGAUUUCUAGAGACGCUUUCUACUGCUGCAAUAGCAAGCACAGCAUGGCGGUCGUUUAGAGAAGUCGUGAUUGUGGAUAGUAUCGAUGAGGCAUAUGCCCUUGGUGACGAAUAUGCUUUCGACCAUGUCCAGAUCCUCACUUAA